Rubroshorea leprosula is the source of this 2875-nucleotide messenger RNA. NCBI's taxonomy places the organism in Eukaryota, Viridiplantae, Streptophyta, Magnoliopsida, Malvales, Dipterocarpaceae. The record is from the annotation of a GenBank genome assembly.
AGGAAACAAAAUAAAAUACGAAACCUCUCGACAGUCAUCUAAAGUUAAUAUAAGAACUAGAUCCAAAUUAAAUUCUAAAUCAAGACCCAGCAAAACGCAAAACCAGAAUCCCUUGUACAAGUAAAAAGACAACAAAAGCUGAAUCAAAAACCCGUACCUAUUGAAACACACAGCUCUUAGGAUUGUCGUUCCAUUCAAUGGCUCAUCAUCAUCACGCCUUGAAUUGUAGUGUACCUUAUGAUGCUCAUAAAGAGGCCGUGAAGAGAUUGGCAUUUAUUGAAUUAAACAUGGUAUUGAUGGCUUCGGGAGCAGUCGCUCUUGUUGUCUUUGGAUCAUGCAGGCGCUACUGCAGUAACAUGGUGUUUGAUAAAAUACAAUGGAUGAACUACUUUCUGGUGACCAACGUUGUGUUCACCCUCACAGUCGGCCAGAUGGUGGGUGCUCCGUUCCGGAAUGUGCUCUUUGCUGUGUGGGGUGCGAUUCUUCUCAACACUGCCGGGGGUGCCGAUUCCUUUUCUUCGUAUAGUCCUACCGAUAAUGAACAAUGGAAGAGCGUCACUGCACAAGCAUUGCUUCGAUCUAUUUUGGUGUCAACCCUUCUUGGUUACGCUCUUACAACGGAGUAUGGUAAGACUAUUCUUGUUAUCUCUUUCCUUUUAUCAGCUAAAAGGAUAGACGAAAGAGCAGUAGCUUUGAAGAUGGCCACUAAAUCUUCCUUAGCCCAGACCACCAAAAAUAUUGCGGAUUUCAUGGCCGGGGAGCAUAAAAUCCUCGUCAGAGGUGAAACAGAUCCAACCCAAAUGAAGGGUUAUAAUUAUUUGGUCUCAGGAGAUACUAAGUGGACUGCCUCCCCGCCAAAUUAUUUAUAUCAGCUGGAGGUUACGGAUACCCAAGUCGUUACCCUCCAGAAGAUCUGGCAGUGCAACGGGAGUCUUUUAACUGGUGAAAGCGGCCAACGGCUCAAGGACAUCUGCCUCUCGUUUGCCUUGUUCAGACUCCUUUGUCGAAGAUUCGGAGGGCAUCCCUUCUUGGAGUCCAGCAAAGAUAAAAGUAAAACAUGGAGGCUUGUUCGACAUGGUCUACUUUCCGAACAAGGGGACUAUAAAAGAGCUUUCAGGGUGAUCGAGGUAGAACUCAGUUUCCUUUUUGAUCUUUUCUACACCAAAUACGCAGUCAUCUUCAAAAAUGGGCAAGGAUUGCAAAAGCUGAAGAUCUUCUAUGCUGUCUUUUUACUCUCUGGCUGCUGUGUGCUGGGCCUAUUAAUAUUAAACCUGGACACUACUUAUCGCACUACCUGCGAAGAGGUCACUCUAGUUGCAGCUAAACAACUUAGCGUGGACAAGGUAGUUACAACUAUCAUCUUAGGUUUACUUUUCUUAAUGGAGAUUGUGCAGCUUCUCCUCCUCGUUGUAUCGAAUUGGGCCACUGUGCUUUGGAUCUGCAACCAUGUGAGGGGAAUUUCAUUGCCUACCUACCUUAUGUUUUGGCCAAAGAUUAUCAUGUUCUGUCAGGAACGGUUCAAACCUUGGGAGAGAAAACUUGGUCAAUACUUUCUACUGAAGUCCUUCAAUCGGAACCCUUGGAGACUUAAAUUUGAGUGUUUGUUGAUGUUUCUUUUCAGUGGCAUAAUAGAUAUUCCAAGAGCAGGUCAAAAAGGAAAAUAUCGAAUCAAAUUGCCCGAGGAGGUAAAGAAAGCAGUGAUGAAUAGUCUCAGAAGGAAUGAUGAACCUCUCGAACUAAGUAAUAUUGGAGCAGAAUCUUUGCACCGAAAUGGAGUUUGGAAUAAUCAGCAGCUUUCUUCGGCAUGUACAUUGGAGACUCCCACCCAUGUGAUCUUGGUGUGGCAUGUGGCUACUAGUCUCUGUAUGUUUGAUGAAUCAACGAGGAGUCCAGCAAAUUCAAUCAAAAACCCUUCAUCUGAUGAUUUCAAAAUAGCCUGCGCCCUUUCUGGCUAUUGUUCCUAUCUGGUUGCUUUUGCUCCAAGGUUGAUAUGUGUUAAUCCUAUUGUUUGUGAGUUUAUAUUCGAUAAAGUAAUCGAGGAAGCAAGACGAAUUCUCAAGGACUGCAAUUCAGAGAGCGAAAUGUAUGAAAAGAUUAGGAGUAGUAUUGGCGAAGAUGAAACCAUCAUUUAUAAGGGUGCAAUGCUUGCCCAGGAACUGCUACUUUUAACAAAUAUUGGGAAAGAUAAGUGGAAGGUGUUGGCCGAUUUCUGGACAGAGCUGGUGUUAUUUCUGGCUCCUUCUGGGGAUCCAAUGGCCCAUGUGGAACACCUCGCUAAAGGUGGAGAGUUUGUGACCCACUUGUGGGCUUUGCUCUCACAUGCAGGGAUUCUCAAUCAAUGCCCAACUUCGCGUGAUGUUUAAAGCUGCUUAGGAGGAUUUGCCGAUUUGGUGACACGAGACUCUUCCCCUCCUGGGCCCUUCCAGCGCUGUGAAGGUUCCUGCCACCUUUUGUGUCCCUCUUUGUACUAUCAUUAUGAUGAUUGUUUGGUUAUAAGGGCUGAUUGUGUGGAAGGUUUGGUUUGUGUUGUAUGUGUGAUGUGUGUUGUAAAUUGAGAGGUGUGUGCUAAGAAAUAAAAGGUUUGAUGCAACAGUUGGGGGCGUACGCCUUUCUUUGCCUGCAAAAUCAAGUCUUUCUAGGGGAUUAAGAACAAGGGUUGAAACGAAGAAGGAAGAUUUCUCGCCUAGAAGAGAGCUUGAGCGUUGCAGCAGGAGCCCAUCGGGAAUUUGGAAGGCUUUGGAGCGUAACAAUCCGAUAAUGGAAAAGGCGUUUGGUCUUCGUAGUCUGAAGGGUAGGAUAGGAAAGAGAUUAAUGUUAAAUUUUACAAUUUUCACCCGCUGUAUACUUAACAGUGUUAUAAAGUAAACCCAAUUUA